Molecule: messenger RNA, 3579 nt
Organism: Etheostoma spectabile (orangethroat darter)
Lineage: Eukaryota; Metazoa; Chordata; Actinopteri; Perciformes; Percidae
Gene: lnx1
Product: ligand of numb-protein X 1
Exons: 11
Coding region: 345-2693 (782 amino acids)
Biological process (GO): ubiquitin-dependent protein catabolic process
Cellular component (GO): cytoplasm
Molecular function (GO): protein binding; ubiquitin-protein transferase activity
Source: RefSeq, a predicted model, not a curated record
AGAGGUGAGCAGCUUCUGAGCUCAAACAGGAGCAGUCUUCUCUGCUUAGGGCUUGUAAAAUUCCCUCAGGACCAGCGCUCGUAUACAAUUUCUCCACCUGAAGACAGGCAGCCAAUCGGCAGGCUCAGUGACUGAGACAAAGUCCUCUUCGCUGAGUCAUUGAACUCUCCUUUGCCCCCACCCCACCCCUGUCUGAAUGGUUUAAUGUUACGCCCUCUGUGAGGCUUUACCUGUCCAGGUGAGCUGCUUUGCUGAAAGUGAACGUCGCUCAUGAAGCCAUUUCCCCACACAUCUCUGUUGCUGAUUACUUCCUCCCUGGAUCCAACAACACAACCUGAGUCCAAAUGAGUAUCCAGGAGGAAAGUAUACAGCCUGAAGUUGCCAUGGAGAUGGCCGGAGCAUCUGCUCCACCCCUUUCCCCCUCAGACUUUAGACUGUCUCCGCCCCCUAACCUGUGCACCUCGUGUGGCCACAGCCACCAGCUGGAGGAGAACCACGAGUACCUUUACAAAGACGAGGUGGACGACGACCUCAUCUGUCACAUCUGUCUGCAGGCGCUCAUCCGCCCCCUUGACACGCCCUGCGGACAUACCUACUGCGGGGAGUGUCUCACCAACUUCCUGCUGGAGAGCGACUUCUGCCCAGUGUGUCGCACGGCCCUCAUGCUGCAGAGCUGCAGGAAGCCCAGCCUGCUGGUUCACAAGCUGCUGGACAAGCUGGCUGUGGCUUGCCCCUUCACUGACCAUUGCACUGAAACUCUGGCCCGUGGUGAACUGGAAGACCACAUCAAGAACAGGUGUAAAGGAGCCUCUCACUAUGGGCUCUCAGCAGACAGGAAGCGACGCUCGCAGGAGGGCGAAUGCACCGACAGCACGUCAGAACUCACCAUCGCCACGCUGCCCAAUGACGGCCCCGCCUCGGCCGCCGUGGCCCUCCUGUCAGACGAGCCCGGUCUGGUCAACCCCGCCUUCGACCCCAGCAUGGAGGACAACAGUCAGUCGGGCAGCACGACCAGCCUGGCCGCCCGCAGCAGCUCCAAGAAGAGUGAGUUCCGAAACUUUGACCGUUCCACGGUGAGGAGCCGUUCCUUCAGGAGGUUGAACCGGGCGUUCAGUGUCCUGCGGAGGACAAAGAGCGGCAACGCCGUGAGCAACGAGACGUCUGAGGAGAGAGACAAUGCCAGAAAUUCCAAUGUGCCACAGGAAGUGCUGGCUCUUCCUCAGCUGCACCACCUGAUCCCUGACGGAGAACUCACCAGUAUUAAGAUCACGCGGAUGGUUCCCACAGAACCGCUGGCCAUCAGCAUCGUCGGCGGCAAUGAGACCCCCUUGGUCCGCAUCCUCAUCCAGGACAUUUACAGAGAAGGUGUCAUUGCCCGGGAUGGACGCCUGCUGCCUGGGGACAUGAUCCUGAAGGUAAACGGCAUUGACAUCAGCAACGUACCCCACUGCUACGCCGUGGCAACGCUCAAGCAGCCCUGCCAGCUCCUCCGGCUGACCGUUCUCAGAGAACAGCGUUACCGCUACCGCUCGCACAGCCACCCACACGGCCACGGGAACGGCCACGAUGCCGCCGGGGGCCACCCGUCUCACGGCCUACCCCACCAUCCUAUCAGGGAUGAUAGCAUCCACGUGGUCCUGAAUAAAUCCACUCCAGAUGAGCAGCUGGGCAUUAAGCUAGUGAGGCGGCCGGAGGAGCACGGCGUCUUCGUCUUCCACCUGCUGGAGGGCGGCCUGGCAGCGCGUGACGGACAGCUGUGCGUUGGCGACCGCGUGCUGGCCAUCAACGGGCACGAUCUACGUUACGGAGCACCGGAACACGCUGCUCUGCUCAUCCAGGCAAGCGAGGAGGGUGUCCACUUCAUCGUGUCUCGUCAGAUCUGCCUGCCAACCUCAGACAUCUUACAAGAAGCUCCGUGGGGCAUGGACGGACCCCCACCAUAUUCCCCUGUGGAUAUAGAGCAAACACUGCUGGACUCUUGUCAGAAGCCUGCAUGCUAUGAGAAGACAGUUACUCUGACUAAGGAGCCGUAUGACUCCCUGGGUAUGACGGUGGCGGGUGGCAUGUCCAGCCGAGGGUGGGACCUCCCUAUUUACGUCACUAACGUGGACUCUGACGGAGUGGUGGGACAGGAGGGCUCCAUCCGCAAAGGUGACAUCUUGUUGAACGUGAACGGGGUGAACUUGACGGGGGUGACGCGAGGCGAAGCCGUGGCCAACUUGAAGAACACCUCGUCUCCUGUUGUGCUCAAGGUCUUGGAGAUGCGUCCUCCGGAGGAAAGCCUGCAGGAGUGCACAAUGCCGCCCUGUCUCACGCCCUCACCCACGGACAGCACCAAGAGCCCAGUGCCCAAUGACGAUCACUCGCCCCUGUGGGUGUCAUGGCUGCAGCUACCCAGGCAUCUCUACUGCUGCAAAGACAUUGUCUUGCGGCGGAGCACUUCGGGCAGCCUGGGCUUCAGUAUCGUGGGCGGUCAGGAAGAGGUCAACUGCAAUCAAUCCUUUUUUAUCCGCUCCAUCGUGGAGGGGACGCCGGCCUACAACGAUGGCAGGAUAAGGUGUGGGGACAUCUUGCUGGAGGUGAACGGGACGAGUACAUGGGGAAUGACCCACACAGCGCUGGUGCGCCUUCUAAAGGAGCUUCGGGGCAGAAUCACCCUGACCAUCGUCUCGUGGCCGGGCAGCCUGCUGUAGCAGCGCCCCAAGCCAUCAGGCGCUGCUUCACUGGCACUGACCAAGGAAUGUGGAAAGCAGAGCUUGAGACUGGCUGACCACCCUAAGCUUGUUGUGUGGAUGAAGCUUAGAAUAGUGCUAUAGCUGUAUGGACAUCUCACUUCUGAUGGACAGCUGAGACUUUGCCAGGAGUUUGAAGAGGGACAAACAUGAGACUGGAUUGUUACCAGAGGUUAACUUGCCCCCUCCAGGAAUGCUCAACAGGGAAAAUCCAGGCCUGAGACACUUCUGUUAUCUGUUUGAAGGACAUGAUCAUUCUCUGGCACAGCAUCCAGUGAGUGGGGUGGGCGGAUCGAGAAGACACACGACACAUUGCCAAUUCCAGUAGUUAUAUAUUAGGGUAUGCGUUAAGUUGGACUCACAUUUCUUUACUGUAAAUGUUGGGUGUCUAAAAAAGUACCGAUCCAAGCACUUGUAAUACGUUUCUUUUGUUUGUUUGUGGUAUGGCCUUUAAAUAUAGGCUCCAUUCUGUUUGUACUGACAGUAGUUGUCAUCUUCAUUUGUUGACCUGAAGACACAUUGCCAAGUAGUAGUCUGUGUUGAGUUUUUUUUAUAUUUUAUUUCAGAAGCUAUGGCUAAAUUAUCAAACCACUGGCAAUAAUAAUAAAAAAUAUAUAUAAAAAGAAAAUAAUGGAUCAAUGUGUUAUAAAAAAUAUUUAAUUAGGUGACAUUGUGGAGGCCUUACUAAUUUUCUUACUUUUAAGAAGAAAAAAAACUGACUUGGUUUCUGUGUAUCAGUGGAUGGUCUGAGGCCCAUCUGCUGUGGUUCUGUCUGUUGCGCUUCGGCCUGUGUAGUAUAUCUGAUGGUACAUUUGGUUAAAUGAUCAAUAAAGUCAUUUGAAAAAGA